AUGAGACCCUCCUCUUUGCUGCUUGCCGGUGCUGCGGCCACUGGAGGCCCCUGCCAGGUCUUAGCCUGGCAGUUCACUAACCCACAGGAGGGUAGUCUACACCACCCAACGGCCCAUGGACACCAUUCAGUGAGCCAGGAAUGGUUAUUUCGAGGAUCGUCGGGUCCUGCACCUUCUCAGGAAGCAACGGGAGUGGUAUCAGCAAGUCGGCCUGAGCAAGCACUAGCAGAAACAUCAGCCAGCCUACCGACAUCUGCAGUAUCGCAUACAGACACGCACAAGGGAGAUUCAGACACAGAAGGGUAUAAUGAUGAGAAAGCUGUGCUGCGGCUGGUCAGGCUGGAGGACUCGGGUGACGAGGAUGCAGUGACUUCUGCCUUGUUGCGUCUACAACAGCACCCGCAUCAGCCACUGGAUCCAGCAACACCGGCGGAUGAAAAGCCAGAGAACACGUGGGAUGAGAAGCAGGAAGGCAUUCUCAACGCGCUGAGGGAGUGGCAGCUGGCAGAAAAUGGUGCAGCAGAAACACUUCAGAAGAAGGAGGAGCAACAGCAACAACAGCAAAAGCAGAAGCAGGACCAGCAGCAGCUAGAGCCUCUUCUCCUCGCUGAAGUAAUAGAUUCCGGUUCUGAAGGUUCGACUAAACCCCUCAUGCCGCAUCUGCCUCCUUGCCCAGGAAAUAGUAGCAACACCCCUGUGGCCACCAGUACGGCGACCAGCCCUCCGGCAACGGCCACUGUCACGGGGCCUUCAAUAACAGCAGAAAUGGGGGAAGCAGAGGAUCCGCGCAGCAACAAGGCAUCGAUUUCCGCAGCAGCAGCUGCCGUUGCCGCAGGUCUCCAGCGUGUUGCUGAUGCUGCUGCGGCAGGCAAGAAGGAGUUGCUCAGUGCAGCAGCCGAAGCAGCCGGAAAUAUUUCCGCAGAAGGCGCCCGGCAUCUGGUGAAAGAGGUGAUGAACAAGCUCGGCCCUCCAGUAGUGCUGCGCCUUGAGGUCUCAGACGCUCACCAUGGGAACCCCAAGGUCCCUCCGGGCCUGCUUCUGGACUGUCUAAGGGACCAAACCCGAUACAGCAUGCACUUCAGAGUACACACGCCCCCCCCUACAGCAGCGCAUCCGCCAACAGCGACAGCCGCGUCUAAAGGAGAGCACUAUUUAAUGAGGUUUGAGCGGGCGAAGGGUCUCGCACAGGACGAGGCCUACACGGCUGCCGAAGCAAAGCGGCAAAAACUGGUUCAUUCUGCGCUGCGUCUGCUGCAAAAACCACUUCCGACGCAGCCAAAGCCUCAGGAGCAGCUUGAGCCAUGGCUGGUUGCCGACGCCAAGCAGCCGCUACAGACGCACCAGCAGCAGCCCACUGGACAGCAACAAGAAAGAGCCCUAAGUGAAGCGAAGCGGCAUCUGUUGCUCCCUCUGUGGGUAGGCCAGCUGACUUUGCCAUCCCCUGCUGUUGCAGUCGCAGGGGAAGACAUGCUUUUGAACUGGGUCGAAAUAUACCCUGACGCACUGCUGAGGCUGCAGCAGCUUCCAAUGCUGCAACCGAACGGGCAGUGGUUUGUUGCCCUACAGCUGCUGAAGGCAACAGCUGCCCUCCACAGUGCCGGGCUCCACCUGGGGGCCCUAGGCCCCGCGUCUCCAUGGAUUAGUAGUGACGGUCGGCUGCUGCUGGACGGUGUCCAUUCACUGCAGCAACAGCAACAGCAGAGAUGGGGCUGCGAAGAUGAAGAACUUGAGCAGCCAUGGAGGGCCUACGUUCCUCCCGAGCAGGCCUUCUGUGAGCCUGCUGUUCCUCCCAAGGAAAAAGAAUUGUGGGAGCAGCAUCUGCAACAGUUGCAACGCCAGGGAGUAUCACCGGCAGAGGCGGCUGCUGCGUGGGGCCUUGGCCUUCUCUUGUUCCACGUAUUCUGCAGCACUCGACUUCCGUACAGCAUCUCAGCUGUUGCAAGUACCACCGACACUCUGCGUCACCUGCGCAGGCUGUUCCUUGCAGCGGUAGCACCCAGCAGCGGUGACCGUAGCACCGGGAAAAGCCUCAACUUAAAGACGUGUGGAAGCGACCCAAGGGCGCACCGCCUUCUGAAGGCCUUACUUCAUCCCAACCCGAGUUUGAGGGCCUCCCCCGCACUUCUCUUACAACAGUUGCUGCAGGAGGAACAGCUUGUACAAGGGAAGCCGUAA
This is a messenger RNA of Cyclospora cayetanensis, 2175 nucleotides long. RefSeq lists its product as uncharacterized. The coding region runs from base 1 to 2175 and encodes 724 amino acids. The record is from RefSeq and is a predicted model, not a curated record. The transcript has a single exon. Lineage: Eukaryota; Apicomplexa; Conoidasida; Eucoccidiorida; Eimeriidae.